ACCAGCCGGGGAGUGGGGGUCUGUGCCCCCAGAAUAAGGAUGUGUUAGGAGCUCCCCGUGUUAGAACUAGGAGAACAGAGGUUGGACUGCAAAGCUUAAAGUAUUUGCCAUCAGGCCCUUCGCGCUCUGAGCCGCGUCCCGGGAUACGGAGCGUGCCGGGCUGUCUGUGAAGCUGCGGGUUGGAAGGAGAGGAUUUUGGAAGGAAAUACUUUGUUGGCCUGCAGAAGAGAGUCAGGGUCUGAGGUCACUUUGAGACAGUUUCGGCCUCCAGGGACGCCCGGCGGGUCAUCGUCCCUGGAGCUGAGCAGCUCCGCCUGUGCAGGACCAGCAGGCAUCCUUCCAUCCUCGCUGUGCUGAUGGAGAAUAUGGCCUCGUAAGGGAGGGAGACGGCAGAUAAGUCAGCCAGUGUUUGCGCCAGAUAAUUAAGGGCUUGUGAUGGUUGCCUGGCAAGGAAUAAACAAGGCCUCUGCUCCGGCACGAUGUCAACAGAGAGGGCUUUCCUGACCACUGUCCAACCUCGGGUUUCCAUGGAAACCAGCCCCCACUUGGAGCAAAACACCAGCAGAGCCAAGGCUUACUAAGGCUUACGGCAGUGAGAGCCCAUUGAAUGGGCUGCAGGCACCAGACGCGGGGGCUCCAAGGGCCGAUCCCCCCGCGCUUCCUCCGACCCCACAGCCCCGCACUGGGAACACCAGGCCGGAUGCGGCUGUGCCGCCGAGCAUCCACACAGCCCUGCGGGCUGGCUGGCAGGGGCGCCUGGUUCGUCCGCAUUAGACCCAUCCUGUGAUGCUUUGUGGACAGUGGCAUAAAGUACCCCUGCUGGUGCGCUGAGGCGGCCCGGCUGCGGACGGAGGACCGAGGAGCCGGCUGUCUGGGAACGGGCCCAGGGGACAUGCGGACGUGUCUCCACCUGCAGCUUUCUCCCGCUGCCUGCGCAGACCUUGAGUAAGCGACUGCGUGAACUAAUGAACCGUUACUACAAAGACUGAAUGUUUCUGAAGGACUUGGAAUAGUGCUUACCUUUAGGCCCACCCCCCCACAGCCGCACCCACAAAGGGUCUUGGCAGCAGGCAGGUCGUGCGGGAGCCCCCAUGUCCCAGGGGCCCGCGCGCCAUGCCUGGAGCUCGGUCGGCUGUGUCUUCUUUUUCCCGUCUUCUCCGCGGGAUCAUGGGAGACCCCCUUGACCUUGUCUUCGGAGUAGUGCUCGUGGCCAGUCCUGUGCUGGCGCUUUCUUCCUGCUCCUCGGAUGGUCGGCUAGCCUUGUACCGAUUCUGCAACCUCACCCAGGUGCCCUGGGUGCCUGGCACCACGGAGAUCCUCCUGCUAAGCUUCAACUACAUCGAGACUGUCACUGCCUCCUCAUUUCCCCUCCUGGAGCAGCUGGGGCUUCUGGAGCUCGGGACUCAGUAUACCCCCUUGCGUGUUGACCGAGAGGCCUUCCGAAACCUGCCCAAUCUUAGAGUCUUGGACCUGGGCGGGAGCCACAUGCAUUUCCUGCAUCUCGACGCUUUCCAGGGGCUGCCCCACCUGCUGGAACUUCGACUCUUCUUCUGUGCUCUCUCCGAUGCCGUAUUAAGAGACGGUUAUUUCCGAAACCUGGACUCUUUGACUCGCCUGGACCUGUCCAAAAAUCAGAUUCGUAGCCUUCACCUUCAUCCUUCAUUCCGGGAGUUGAAUUCCUUGAAGUCUAUCGAUUUUUCCCUCAACCAGAUACCCAUCGUAUGUGAACAGGAGCUCAAGCCCCUCCAAGGGAAGACGCUCUCCUUCUUAAGCCUCGCCACCAAUGGCUUGUACAGCAGGGUCCCCAUGGACUGGGCCAAGUGUAUGAACCCAUUCAGAGACAUGGUGCUGGAAACCCUGGAUGUUUCUCACAACGGCUGGACCGCGGAUGUCACGGGGAACUUCAGCAGGGCCAUCAAUGGGAGCCAGACCUCCUCUCUGGUUCUCGCCUACCACAUCAUGGGGGCUGGGUUUGGCUUCCGUAACAUCCGGGACCCUGACCGGAGCACAUUUGCCGGCCUGGCCAGGAGCUCAGUGGUACGUCUGGAUCUUUCACACGGCUUUAUCUUCUCUCUGAACUUUAGGCUCUUUGAGUCUCUCAGGCACUUGAAGGUCCUGAACCUCGCCCACAACAAAAUAAACAAGAUUGCAGGGGAAGCGUUUUAUGGACUCGACAGCCUGCAGGUUCUCAACAUGUCACAUAACCUUCUGGGCGAGCUUUAUAAUUCUGAUUUCCGUGGACUGCCUGAGGUAGCCUAUAUUGACCUUCAAAACAACCACAUUGGGAUCAUUCAGGACCAGACAUUCAAGUCCCUGAAAACAUUACAGACCUUGGAUCUCCGCGAUAAUGCCCUUAAAACCAUUUCUUUCAUCCCGAGCAUCCCUACUAUCUUCUUGGGCAGCAAUAAACUGGUGACCUUGCCGAACGUAAGGCUUACGGCCAACUUCAUCCACUUGUCAGAGAACAGGCUAGAAGAUCUGGACAGUCUCUACUUCCUUCUCCGGGUCCCUCACCUCCAGAUCCUCAUUCUGAAUCAAAACCGCCUUUCUUCUUGCAACCCAGCUCAUGCCCCAGCGGGGAGCCUCAGCCUGGAGAAGCUUUUCCUUGGAGGAAAUAUGUUGCAGCUGGCCUGGGAAACCGGCUUCUGCUGGGAUGUUUUUAAGGGGCUCUCCCGGCUCCAGGUCCUGUAUCUAAAUAACAACUACCUGAAUUUCCUUCCGCCAGGAGUAUUUAGCGACCUGACCGCACUGAGGGGUCUCAGCCUCAGCUCCAACAGGCUCACCGUUCUUUCUCCCGGCGACUUGCCUGCUAAUUUGGAAGUCCUGGACGUGUCCAGAAACCAGCUCCUGUCCCCUGACCCCGAUCUGUUUGAGGGCCUCAGUGCCGUGGACAUAACGUACAACAAGUUCAUCUGUGAGUGUGAACUCCGUCCCUUCAUCAGCUGGCUCAACCAGACCAACGUCACUGUGCUUGGGUCUCAUGCAGACGUCCUCUGCAUGUACCCCGCCUCGCUUGCUGGGACCUCCCUCUCCUCUGUGUCCAUGGAGGGUUGUGACGAAGAGGAAGUCUUAAAGUCCCUGAAGUUGUCCCUUUUCAUUUUAUCCAGUGUUACCGUGACUCUGUUCCUCACGGCUGUCCUCACGGUCGCCAAGUUCCGGGGGCUUUGUUUCCUCUGCUACAAGGCAGCCUGCAGACUGCUGUCCACGGACCACGCCAAGGGCAGCGGGUCUGACGUGUACAAAUACGACGCGUAUCUGUGCUUCAGCAACAAGGACUUUGAGUGGGUGCAAAACGCUUUGCUCAAGCACCUAGAUGCUCAGUACAGCGACCAAAACAGAUUCAACCUGUGCUUCGAGGAGAGAGACUUUGUCCCGGGGCAAGACCACAUCGCCAACAUCCAGGACGCCGUGUGGGGCAGCAGGAAGGUGGUCUGUCUCGUGAGCAGGCACUUCCUCCGAGACGGCUGGUGCCUCGAAGCCUUCAGUUACGCCCAGAGCCGCUGUGUGUCUGACCUCGACGGUGCCCUCAUCCUGGUGGUCGUGGGGUCCCUGUCCCAGUACCAGCUGAUGAAGCAUCAGUCUCUCAGGGGAUUCGUGCAGAAGCGGCAGUAUUUGAGGUGGCCUGAAGACCUCCAAGAUGUCGACUGGUUUCUUAAUAAACUCUCUCAGCACCUUCUAAAGAAAGAAAAGGGAACGAAGAGAGACGGCGACAUUCAGCUACAAACCAUAGUGAGCGUCUCCUCAUCCGCUAAUCCCAAGCCACAGACAGCUCUGCGUCUGUGCUAAGCUACCGUUUGGGGUCCUUUCUCGUAGCUUGUCUUUCCUACUAGGAACACGACGGGCUGUUGGUUUUCGUACCAACACGAUGCCCGGUCUCCCUGACCCCACCAUGGAGGGGAGAACUGUUUUCUCCCGUUGUGCCGACCACAGGGCGUGCCCCGGUCGGGGGACGGGCACCGGGAGACCCUUCCCCAGCACUCAGGCCGUCCCUGCAGAACAACACUAAAUGAGCACACGGACGAAGAGGCGGGUUUCCUUCCCCUUGUGGGAACAGUGCCGUUGCUGGGUAUGGGUCACGCCUCAUCUCCGGGUAGGGGUGAUCCCGAGGAGGCCGGGACGAGAAUCGCUAGAUGUCUCGGGGCCAUACCACGCUUCCUGUUCUGACCCUCGAGGUCUCACCUCUGUGGGCCGAGAACGUUCUUUGUCAGCCUUAUUUCCUCCAACUCAUCAGCCGUUUGGCGGCUGCAGGAAGAACAAGGCCCACAUCCUGGUCUGAGUCCUGAUUCUGCUCCUGCGGGCUGUGUGACCCAGAGUGCCUGAUGUGCCCUCUCUGGGCCUGGUCUCGUCUGUGGGCAUGCUCGUAUCUACCAAGGAUGUCAGGCUUCUCAAACCUUUCCUCGGUCGCCCUGUCGGCCACAGGGAUGCACACUCGGGGGCACCUUUGCUGGCAGUCGAAACUUCCUUGAGAUUGUAUUUUUUUACCUCAAAAGAAAUCUAUAUACAUUUUGCAUUCUGUCUU
Messenger RNA from Herpailurus yagouaroundi (jaguarundi), 4519 nucleotides. It is a transcript of the gene TLR5, whose product is annotated as toll like receptor 5. Gene Ontology annotation, cellular component: plasma membrane. Gene Ontology annotation, biological process: immune response; toll-like receptor signaling pathway; inflammatory response. The coding region runs from base 1114 to 3786 and encodes 890 amino acids. NCBI's taxonomy places the organism in Eukaryota, Metazoa, Chordata, Mammalia, Carnivora, Felidae. The transcript is spliced from 7 exons. The record is from RefSeq and is a predicted model, not a curated record. Gene Ontology annotation, molecular function: protein binding; transmembrane signaling receptor activity.